Molecule: messenger RNA, 1491 nt
Organism: Dermacentor andersoni
Lineage: Eukaryota; Metazoa; Arthropoda; Arachnida; Ixodida; Ixodidae
Product: ATP-binding cassette sub-family C member 2-like
Biological process (GO): transmembrane transport
Cellular component (GO): membrane
Molecular function (GO): ATP binding; ATPase-coupled transmembrane transporter activity; ATP hydrolysis activity
Source: RefSeq, a predicted model, not a curated record
AUGUAUGAGCGCGUCAGCAAGGAUCCAUGCCUGAUGCGCGGCCCUUUGCGGGAAGUCCUGGAUCCCGCGUGCACCUGCUCCGACGAGGAAGUCAGGAGGGCACUGGAGAGAGUUCACCUCACGGACCUCGCCGGGCAGCCCCAGAACAUAUUCAUGGAAGUGUGCGAAGGUGGCAGCAACCUCAGUGCCGGACAGAGACAGCUUGUGUGUCUCGCAAGGGCUCUGCUGCGAAAACCGCGGAUUGUUGUCCUCGACGAAGCCACGUCUCACAUGGACGGCGACACGGACAGGCUGGUACAGAGGGCAUUGCGAGAGGGCUUCAGGGAGAGCACGAUGCUCACCAUCGCACACAGGCUGGACACCGUGCUGGAUCACGACAGGAUCCUCGUGAUGGACGGAGGUCAAGUUGCCGAGUUUGGCCCUACUCUUGAGCUCGCAUUGAAUCGGUCUUCACGUUUUCUCGCCAUGCUUAAUAGAGCAGGACUGACUUCGGAAGAUGUCCGAAUAGCAUUGGAACGGAGAGACGCUGUCAGCACUAUCCUGUAAUUCUACUCAUCGAGACAAGACGGGAACUUUCGCAGGGACAAUUUUAACUUACCUUAGCAAGACAACGGCAUAGGCGGUAAACUGUUCUUUGUGUACCCUUGAAGCUUUCAUAUUUCGAGCCCAACAACCAGAAGACAGGCAGAGAAACGAGUCAUUUAAGGAGGAACCGUACUACCGACACAGACAGAGCACAGAGAAACAGAAGGGUGAAAGUCUUCAAGGAGCGCUGCAUUAGUUUUUUUCACAGUGCUCGACGAUCCCGUUUGAUUUUGAAUUGAAGUUACCAAUAAGCGUAAAUCAUAUCGUUUUCAACAACACUAGGCCAGCAGCUUCGCGAAGGUUUAGGAAAGCCAGAAACUCCACGCUACUACAGCCAAAUAAAAUAUCGGUGUAAUGGUACGAGGAGAAGCAACACAAGCGUAUACUGAUGAGUACGACGAAUCAUUCGUGGGCGACGACUAAAAACUUUUGUUGGUUGUUGAUCUCAACGCAAAUAAUAAACGAUAAAUUACGUUUUUAAAUCAUCUGUUCAUUUUGACAUGCUUGAGCUUAUUUAAUACAUUUAGGUACCUCGCCUCGUUAUAAUCUCCAAAAUAAGAGAGUGCAGUGUGUUGGGAUCAUCGAUCGAGGUGGGGCCUUCGACUGCCCAUCAUAUUGCCGCAUCGGCAGCCGCUGCCAGGUGACAAGACUGCAUCCAUGGCGCUGGCUGACUGGUCCCAUGCUGUGCGCACGUUGGCGCGAGCGUGGCCGUGGCAUCACCAACCGACGCCAACCACAGUUACGAGGAACACUGUCGCGCGCCCGCGCAGCAAUCGCGCGUGCACGAUAGGUCUGUCGCACCGACAGGUUGGAUAACUGCGGUUGUGUUGGAACGCUUGUCCUGACAUUUUCUUAGUUUGUCAAUUUUCUUUUGGCUUUUUUUUAAUAAACGUUUCGUUGUUGCAA